UUGUUUCAGUCCUCUCCUUAUGAGGUGAAAGCUGCAGUGAAAGCAGCUAUCGGAGCUGGCUAUCGUUUGAUCGAUACAGCCGCAGUAUACGAAAACGAAAACUCUAUUGGUGAGGCAAUUAAGGACCUGAUCAAAGAAGGCAAAAUCAAACGUGAAGAUCUGUUCAUCACCACCAAGGUGUGGAUCACCCAUGAACAUCCGGACGAAACCGAAGGUGCAAUUCGCGAGUCCCUUCGUAGACUUCAGAUGGACUAUGUUGAUCUUUAUCUGUCUCAUAUGCCAACCUGCUUCAACAAUGACAUGACAGAACAAAGGAAGGAAGUGACAGUACAAGAUAUAUGGCGAGGGCUGGAAGGUGUCUAUAAUAAAAAACUCACUAGAGCAAUUGGUGUGUCGAAUUGGAACAGCGAACAAAUGGAACGUGUGUUGAAAACCGCAACCGUGCCGAUCCACAACAAUCAGGUAGAGCUUCACCUAUACUGGCCUCAGCAUGAACUUCACGAAACCUGCAAGAAGCAUAAUAUCUCACUUACUUCGUAUGCCACUCUGGGAUCACCUGGUCGAGCACAAUUUAUGCCAGAGUGA
Messenger RNA from Cooperia oncophora, 585 nucleotides. NCBI's taxonomy places the organism in Eukaryota, Metazoa, Nematoda, Chromadorea, Rhabditida, Trichostrongylidae. The record is from the annotation of a GenBank genome assembly.